Brassica napus (rape) is the source of this 1956-nucleotide messenger RNA. RefSeq lists its product as uncharacterized. The record is from RefSeq and is a predicted model, not a curated record. The transcript has a single exon. NCBI's taxonomy places the organism in Eukaryota, Viridiplantae, Streptophyta, Magnoliopsida, Brassicales, Brassicaceae. Bases 604 to 1821 code for a protein of 405 amino acids.
AGAGCAUGUAUCAUACUCCAUAAUAUGAUAGUAGAAGACGAACGAGAUGAAUACACUCAAUUUGAUGUUUCAGAAUUCCAACAAAGAGAAGGCAACAGAAGUUCACAUGUGGAUCUCACGUAUUCAACAGAUAUCCCUACAAAUAUCGCCAAUAUGAUGGGUGUUCGAACUAGAAUUCCUGAUAGACAAGUGCAUCAACAACUGAAAGUUGAUUUGGUUGAACAUAUGCGGUCUAAAUUUGGACGUGAUCAAGACAACAACUGAGCUUCGAAGCCUCUUUUAAAUUAUUAUCGUUUAUUUUAAUAAUUUUUGUUUUUAUGUUUUUAUUUUAAAAUAUAUAUUUAAAAUGUUAUCUUUGACUAUAUUUUAUGUAAUAAAUAAAUUUUAGCUUCAAUAAAACAAUGUUUAAUAAUUGUUUUUAAGAACCCUUAACUUAAGAAACUACUAUUGGAGGACUAAAAUUAGGUGUUUCUUAACGUAAACUCUUAACUUAAUUUUAAUACUAAAAUAUUGACUAAUAAACCCACUUAGGGGUUAUUACAAUAAACAUGCUCUUAGCUAUUAGUACUCUUCUUUGACCUCAUCACUUGAUAGUUGGAGGUUAUGUCUUGUGUUUUUGCAGAAAUGGAUUUGCCUUCGACAUCGUAUCCAGAAGCCCUUGGAUUGAAGUGGAACUCUAAUGAUGUUGGAUGGGAAUAUGGGUUUCUUUCUGACCCUAAAAACCCAGAUAGAGUUAAAUGCAAGCUGUGUGGGAAAGAAAUGGGAGGAGGUGUGUACAUGAUUAAGGAGCAUAUUGCUCACCGUAAGGGUAACGUUACCUCAUGUCCAAGGUCCUCAAAGGAAUAUCAGUCCAAGUGUAUGAAAGCUGUCUUGGAAUCAUCUAACAAGAAAAGGAAAAUGAAAAACAAAGUGGACGUGCUUAGCUUGCAUGUGGGUGUUAAUGUGCAGAACAUAGAGGCUGUGUAUGAAGGGAUUCUUGUCAGGUCGAAACAUCGUAUAGCUCAAGGUCCAAUGGAUAAGUUUUUAACCGCUGUUACUCCUCCGGAGGUUUCUUCAGGUGGACAAGAAAAUAGCAAUGACACGCAUGUAGUGAGUCAGUUAUGUGCUAGAUGGAUAUAUCAGUCUGGUCUACCUUUUAACGCCAUUGACAGUGAUUCUUUUAGGUCGUUUUGUGAAGCUUUAGGACGAUUGGGACCUGGUUGGGUUCCUCCAAGCCAGUGUGAACUGAGGGAAACAUUGUUGACAGAAGAAGAAAAAAUAGUUAAGGAGAAACUGAAGAGUCUAGAGAUAGAACGGGAACGGAAUGGUUGCUCUAUACUGAUGGAUACAUUGAGUGACACAAAGAAGAACAUAAUGAAUCUGUGUGUGAAUUCAAGAGGAGGGACAUUCUAUCUUUCUUCAAAAGAAUCUCAGACCGGUACAUCUAUCUUUGAGUACGUAGAUAAAUGCAUAGAGGACGUUGGUCCUGAGAAGGUUGUUCAGGUUAUAACGAACAGUGCGGACUACAACUUAGCGGCAGCAAAGAUGUUGAAAGAGAAGAGACCAUGCAUAUUCUGGUCAUCAUUCGCUGCUCACACAGUUAAUUUGAUGUUUGAAGACAUUGUUAAGUUGCCAAAUAUCUCAAACUCCAUUGAUAAAGCCAAAGCUUUGACACUGUUAAUAUACGCUCAUGAGAAAACGUUAGCUAUGAUGAGACAUCACACAAAGGAAAAGGAUAUCGUGAGAUCUAGAGUCACAAGAUUUGCUACGACCUUCUUGACUUUGCAAAGCUUGUUGGAGAACAAACAACAACUAAAGUCAAUAGUUAUAAGCGAUACAUGAGAUAGAUGCAAGGAUUCCAGUUAUAUGAAAGGUAGAAUUUCUUACUACACCUGCUGCGUCCUGCGUUUUGGAACAGAGUCUCGCGAGUUGUGAACGUUUUGGAGCCUUUGGUCAAAGUUCUCAAGAUGGUUGAUG